UGCCCCUCUGCCCCCCAAAUAAACAUUAAAAAAAAACUUUGACAAUAACAAGUGUUGGUAGAGCUGUAGAGAAAUCGCAACCUCUGUACAUUGCUGAUGGGAAUGUAAAAGGAAGCACCAGUGUUGGAAAAGAACCUGCCUCAGAAUUUUAACAGAGUUAUGGUAUGAGCCAGCAGUUCCAUUCCUUAGCUCUUUACAUGCCCACAUGAAAUCUUAGCAGUGCUUUUCACAAUAGCCCAAAGGUGGAAACAGCCCAAAUGUCCAGCACCUAGGAAUGGAUAAACAAAAUGUAGUAUGUCUUUAUAAUGGGAUAUCACUUAGUCAUUAAAAGGAAUGAAAUACUGAUAUGUGCUACAACAUGGGUGAACCCUGAAAACAUGCUAAGUGAAAGAAGCCAGAUAAGGCCACAUAUGAGUACAUGGUUUCAUUGAUAUGAAAUUUCCAGUCAGUAAAUCUGUAAGAGAAGGCAGAUGAGUGGUUGCUAGGGACUGGGGGAGAGAUGGAUGAGGAAUGACUGCUGAUGAGUGCAGGGUCUCCUUUUUGAGGGGCCAAAUGUUUUACAGCUGGAUAGUGGUGAUGGUUGUACAACAUUGUAAAUAUUCUAAACAUUGCCACUGAUAAAUUUGUGUUAUGUGUAUUGUACCCCCCAAAACCAAAAAAGGUAAGUAUGCCGAUCUGAGAAGUUCCCAGCACAGGGCAUCCUAAUAAAUCCCUACUAUAAACAACAUACUAGACAUUGUAUUAAUUCAGGAGGCUAGUUGCACACGUUUCCCAGUCCCAUAGAAAGUACAGGCAGCCCAGCAGCACUAUCAUGACCAUCUAAUCAUGUACGACUUUAUUCUCAACUUUUCAGCAGAUAUCUGAAAAUCUGAAUUAGGACCCCAGUUGGUCAGAAAUAUUUUAGACAGUUUGCUCUGUGCUGUGCAGCACGUCUCACACAUGCUACCUCCUAACGUUGCAGUAACUUGUGAAGAGUUUUAUUUGGCCCCGACUCAGUAUGAAUAGCACAGUAAAUGAAUUUUGCUGGCUCUAACAAGAGUUCAGAAAUCAGGAGGCUCAUGCGGUUCUCACAACAGUCCUCUGAGUUGGGGAUGUUCUUCCCAUUUUAUGGACAAGUAAACAGAAGCUUAGUUUAAGUAACUUGUCAGCCUUCACACAACUAAUUAGGAGGAGAGCUGGGGAUGUGUUGAUUGCAUGGAGAGUGGAGUGCUUCCCCCAGACUCAGCAUCAGCCUUAGGACCUCUCAGGUGCAGCACAGCUUUUAAAACCCUGUACUUAGGUCUGAAUUUGUGAUUUUGUAUUCCUUAAGGAGGACCCCACGGAAGUUGGAUUUCUACAUAGGGAACAAAUUACGAAAGUAGUCUUUGAAAUCUGGAAGACUGGGCACAUGACAGAAGGAUUUGGAUCCCCUGUUCAUUGUUAAACCUAGUGGAAAGAAGAAACAGGAAACCAGAAUUUGAUUCAGUACAGGAAAUGGCCUUGGGACAUGUCCUAUAAAACCUGCAAAGGAGCUGUGAAGAUGUGCUCACAACAAUGUGUCUAGAAGGACUCAGAGGUGGGGGAGGUGUCCUAACCGUCAUUUAGCAGAGUCAGCUGGAGGGGAAGGCUGGUGAGGCAAGUAUGUGAGAAGUAGAUAUACUCUAGGAUGAGCUUAGAGAUGUUUGUUGGUCAACCAAAUGAGUAUCUCAUAAGGGUACUGGGCUUCUUUCAGCCUAAUGUGAAUCAGGUUUCUCGAGGCUCUCUUGAAACCAUGGCUAUCAUUUACAACAUUCAUAAACUUGGCCCUACCUUUAAGAUAUCUACAACAUAGUGAGGGACAUUAAGAAAAUAUAUACAUACAUACCUUUAAUACAGGAGUGAGUGCGAGAGUAAGACAUACAAAGGCUACAGGAUUUCAUGGGAAGAGAUGAUUACACCCGAGUGGGGCCAAGUUCUCAUAGAAAUUUCAAGUACCCACAAGAAACUCAAUGAGAGUCUUGAUGAAAACUUCAAAAAAUUCCAUAAAGAGAUUAUACAUGAGCUGGAGAAGAAGACAGAACUUGAUGUAAAAUACAUGAAUGCAACUCUUAAAAGAUACCAAACAGAACACAGGAAUAAAUUAGAUUCUUUGGAGAAAUCUCAAGCAGAGUUGAAGAAGAUCAGAAGGAAAAGUCAAGGAGGACGAAAUGCGCUCAAAUAUGAACACAAAGAAAUUGAGUAUGUAGAAACCGUUACUUCUCGCCAGAGCGACAUCCAGAAAUUUAUUGCAGAUGGGUGCAAAGAAGCUCUGCUUGAAGAGAAAAGGCGCUUCUGCUUUCUGGUUGACAAACACUGUAGCUUUGCAAAUCACUUACAUUAUUAUCAUUUACAGUCUGCAGAAUUACUCAAUUCCAAACUGCCUAGGUGGCAGGAGACCUGUGGGGAUGCUACCAAAGUACCUGAGAAAAUCAUGAAUAUGAUAGAAGAAAUUAAGACCCCAGUCUCUACCCCAGUGUCCGGAACACCUCAGCCUUCACCAAUGAUUGAGAGAAGCAACAUGGUUGGGAAAGAUUAUGACACCCUUUCUAAAUAUUCACCAAAGGUGCCCCCAGCUCCUUCAGCCAGAGCGUAUACCAGUCCUUUGAUUGAUAUGUUUAAUAACCCAACGGCAGUUGCACAGAAUUCAGAAAGGAUAAAGAAUUCAACAGUUUUAACAGAUUCUUCAGAUGAUCCCAGUUUACAGCGAUCGGUUUCUGUCGCAACCGGACUGAACAUGAUGAAGAAGCAGAAGGUGAAAACCAUCUUCCCACACACCGCAGGCGCGAACCAGAGCUUGCUCAGCUUCGCCCAGGGAGAUGUCCUCACGCUGCUCGUCCCCGAGGAGAAAGACGGCUGGCUUUAUGGGGAGCACGACACCACUAAAGCGAGAGGUUGGUUCCCGGCAUCUUACACGAAGUUGCUGGAAGAAGAUGCAAAGGAGGCCAUGAGUGUGCCCACACCAAGCCCAGCGCCAGUGAGAAGCAUCAGCACCGUGAACUUAUCCGAGAAAAGCAGCGUGGUCAUCCCCCCGCCAGAUUACUUGCAAUGUCUGUCCCUGGAAGCGGCUGCAGAUAAGAGAGCAGACAUUUCCAAAAGUAUUUCUACCUUUAAAGCACCGGUGUCCAAACCAGAAAGCACCUCUCCUAACGACGCAAAUGGGACAGCAAAGCCUCCUUUUCUCAGCGGAGAAAACCCCUUCGCGACGGUGAAACUCCGGCCGACGGUGACAAACGAUCGCUCUGCACCGAUCAUUCGAUGAAGAGCAGGCCGGGAGCUCCAGUCCCUCCGACGUUAAGUUCUCACUUGCAAAAUGAUUUGUUGUUUGGUGUGCGCUUAACUGUUGCAAAGCUUCGCCAAAGGGUGCCUGAUUUUAAAUGUAUUCCACUUGAGCAAAUCGACGCAUUUUCUCAAUUUAACAUAGUUGGGUUGAUACGUUUGUCUUUAAUAAUAGUCUAGUGACCCACUCAAAUCAGUGAAGAUAUUUUCUUCCCAUUCUGUCAGAAGACCAUAAAUUUGGUUCCAAUCCUUACUGUAUCAUUUUUUUUAAUAUUCUGUGAUUAUUUUUUAAUAGAAUGAGGGAUAGUCUGCUUUCGUGACCAGCUCUCUGCAUGAAAUGAGCACAGUUUUAUUUUAAAAAGCAUGUGCUCUUAUCUAGCGUUAUAACAUUAUCUAAAGGAAAGGUUGUGUAAAGUUGCAUCUUAGCAUGCAAAUCGUAAUUUUAAGCAAUAUAAAUUAUGAAUAGUCUAUAAAAUUUAAUUUUUUAACUUAAAAA
Molecule: messenger RNA, 3769 nt
Organism: Prionailurus viverrinus (fishing cat)
Lineage: Eukaryota; Metazoa; Chordata; Mammalia; Carnivora; Felidae
Gene: BAIAP2L1
Product: BAR/IMD domain containing adaptor protein 2 like 1
Exons: 12
Coding region: 1907-3256 (449 amino acids)
Biological process (GO): actin filament bundle assembly; plasma membrane organization; actin crosslink formation
Cellular component (GO): cytosol; nucleoplasm
Molecular function (GO): protein binding
Source: RefSeq, a predicted model, not a curated record